AUGCUGAGGAGGACACUAUCAAAGAUACCUUCUCAGGACAAUGAAAUUUCUCAGUUAUAUUUUUAUUUAUCGUCGACUUCUCCUCGUGGUUUUCACUGCAGUGGUGUUACUGCCUCUGCCUAUCAUUCUCCACAACAAGGAAGCACAAUGUGCCUACAUACUCUUCGUCAUUGCCAUAUUUUGGCUCACCGAGGCUUUGCCCCUGUCAGUAACAGCUUUGCUGCCUGGUUUACUGUUCCCCAUGUUUGGGAUCAUGGCUUCUAAGGACGUGGCAUCUUCUUAUUUCAAAGAUUUUCACCUGCUGCUAAUUGGAGUCAUCUGUUUAGCAACAUCAAUAGAAAAAUGGAAUUUGCACAAAAGGAUUGCUCUGAGAAUGGUGAUGAUGGUGGGUGUGGACCCUGUAUGGCUGACCUUGGGGUUCAUGAGCAGCACUGCCUUCUUGUCUAUGUGGCUUAGCAACACCUCUACUGCUGCCAUGGUGAUGCCCAUUGUGGAGGCUGUGGUGCAGCAGAUCAUCAGUGCCGAAGCAGAGGUCGAGGCCACUCGGAUGACUUAUUUCACUGGAUCUGCCAACCCCACCCUGGAAAUUGAUGAAAGUGUUAAUGAAUAUGAAGCAAAUGAGAGGAAAGAGAAAACAAACCAAGUUCCAGGACACAGUAAUGGUACAGGGAAAAUUUCAAGCAAGAUGGAGUUGGAAAAGAACUCAGGCACAGGAAACAAAUAUGGAACAAAGAAGAACCACAUGAUGUGUAAACUAAUGUGUUUAUGCAUUGCUUACUCUUCUACGAUUGGGGGACUGACAACCAUCACUGGUACCUCCACCAACCUGAUCUUCGCUGAGCAUUUCAAUACACGCUAUCCUGACUGCCAGUGCCUCAACUUUGGAUCAUGGUUUAUAUUUUCCUUCCCGGCUGCUAUUAUGAUUCUCUUCUUGUCCUGGAUCUGGCUUCAGUGGCUUUUCCUAGGAUUCAAUUUCAAGAUGUUCAAAUGUGACAAAACCAAAACAUACCAACAAAAAGCUUGUGCUGAGGUGAUUAAGAAUGAAUACCAAAAACUCGGGCCAAUGAGGUAUCAAGAAAUUGUGACCUUGCUCCUCUUCAUUGUAAUGGCCCUGCUGUGGUUUGCCCGAGAUCCUGGAUUUGUUUCUGGCUGGUCUGCACUUGCUUCAGGUUACGCUGAUUAUAUUACGGAUUCAACUGUUGCCUUACUUGUAGGACUCCUAUUUUUUGUUAUCCCAGCUAAGAAAUCGACUAAAACUACACCGACAGGAGAAAUUGUUGCUUUUGAUUACUCUCCACUGAUUACUUGGAAAGAAUUUCAGUCAUUCAUGCCCUGGGAUAUAGCCAUUCUUGUCGGUGGAGGGUUUGCCCUGGCAGAUGGCUGUGAGGAGUCAGGACUAUCUACAUGGAUAGGAAAUAAAUUAUCACCUCUAGGUUCAUUACCAGUAAUGCUAAUAAUUCUGAUAACUUCUUUGAUGGUCACAACUUUAACAGAGGUAGCCAGCAAUCCAGCUACCAUUACCCUCCUUCUCCCAAUAUUAUCUUCAUUGGCUGAAGCUAUUCAAGUGAACCCUCUUUUAAUUUUGAUACCUGCUACUCUUUGUACUUCAUUUGCAUUCCUCUUACCAGUAGCAAAUCCACCCAAUGCUAUUGUCUUCUCAUAUGGUCAUCUGAAAGUCCUUGACAUGGUUAAAGCUGGACUUGGUGUUAAUAUUAUUGGUGUUGCCGUGGUGAUGCUUGCCAUGUCCACCUGGAUUGUACCCCUAUUUGACCUCAACACUUACCCUUCUUGGGCUCCUGCAUUUUCAAAUAAAACUACACCAUGAUAAGCACAAAA
This is a messenger RNA of Lemur catta (Ring-tailed lemur), 1836 nucleotides long. RefSeq names its product solute carrier family 13 member 1 (gene SLC13A1). The coding region runs from base 41 to 1825 and encodes 594 amino acids. The transcript has 15 exons. Lineage: Eukaryota; Metazoa; Chordata; Mammalia; Primates; Lemuridae. Gene Ontology annotation, cellular component: membrane. Gene Ontology annotation, molecular function: sodium:sulfate symporter activity. The record is from RefSeq and is a predicted model, not a curated record. Gene Ontology annotation, biological process: monoatomic anion transmembrane transport.